AUGACUUGUGUAGCUACCAUUCACGACUCUGCCCCUGAUUAUAAGUUCGGGAAGGAGAAUCCUCGUAAUCCUCGUUUGAAGGAUUACGUGCUGUCUCCGUCGGGUGUCGCUCGGAUAUCUGAAGUUCGAGCUGAUCCGUGGGAUUCUGCCUCUUCUCCCGAAGCUGUUCCAGUGAAAGUCGUGCUCCCUGAUUUGAGGACAACCUCGGAUCCGGGUCCUGGGACUGACGCUGUGCCGCGUGCCGUUCCUUCGGUUUCAUCUCCGGCUCGGAUAGAUAUCUCUUUAUCUAGGAACCGGGAUCAGCGCAAAAGGAAGAGCAGCACUCUUUUGAGGCCUUCUGCGCAUCCGAAGAAGGCGAAAGCUGAUCAGUCUUCGGAGAAGGAAGUGGUUUCGGAAGUCAUGCCUCCUCCCAAAAACCUCCUUCACUUCAUGCCCUUGCCCGGGCAGAAGUUGAAGAGUGUGGUGGUUGUGGAACCGCCUCCCGUGGACCAACCGCUGGCUGAGGAAGAUACCAUCCCUUCUCCGCUGAAGCCGUCUGCUGCUUUAGGGAUCGAGAUCCAGGAUAUAACCAAGGUGAUGGAGGCAAUUGAAGCCGACCUUGUUCCUGGCUCGGAUGUCCCUAUUGUGGCCGAGCAGAAGGAAGAAGCUGCUGACGUUUCUCUCGAAAGGGAGAAAAGUCCGGAUAAGGAGAUGGUGGAUCUCACCGAAGCUCACGUAGAGGUUCCCGAAGCUGAGAAGGAGGAACCCGAGCAGGGUCUGACGAGGAAGAGGCGUCAUUCGACCUUGGGCUCCACUUCGACCUCGGCCCUGGAUAGACUGAUCCACGCUGACCCUUGCUCGGAUGUUCCGCUGAAACGGAUCCCCGAAGAGGUAAGGGAAGCGAUGGCUCGCUAUGCCAGAGCUCCGGUUUUGGGGGAGAACCCCAUGGCUCACGUGGGAUCUUUGGUGGGUCCCGAAGCUGCACGGGAGAAUCUUCUUCGGGCCAACCCGCAGUGGAGGGUUCCUGGAGCUGAGGAGAGGAACCCAGCUAUGAUGGCCCAAUAUUAUCUGAAUGAGGCUGUUUUCUGGUCCUCGUUCGCUUCCGAGUGUAGCUCGGUUGAGGAAAGGCAGCUGAGGAGGUAUCAGGAGGCUUAUGCUCGUGAUAUCCCUGUCUUGGACCAGAAGGCUGGGCAGCUCAUGGCCGAGAUGGUGGACCUCAAGCAACUGUACCUUCAGUACAGUCGUGAGGCUAGGGAAGCGGCGGAACAGAUCGGGGCCGAAGUUGGGAAGCUCACUUUCCAAGUUGAAGAGGAUGCUGAAAAGAUAGCUUCCUUCGACAGGGAGAGGAGAGAAAUGGCUGCCAAGUUUGCGAGCGAGCUUGAAGAAAAAGACAGUCUUCUCAAGGAGAUGACGUCUAAAUUUGAGGCGGCCAUUAAGCAGAGCCAGGAAGCGGAGGCGAGGCUUCAGCAGUUUAUCAAGCACCGGGAGAUUGUUCAGAAUCAAGCUGACAAGGUGCCCGUUCUCCAGCUGAAGAUCCGAGAGAAAGAUGCUGCCAUUCGGAAGUUGGAGCAAGAGAGAGUUGACCUCUACACUGCUGAUCAGUGUAGAGAGCAAUACUGGAAUGGCAUCCUGGGUGCUCGGCGGAUGUUCGCGAAGCAUAUGCCUCAUUUCCCUUGGAAUGAGAAGGUUCCGCUCUGGAUGAGGGCCCAGGAUCACUUGGUGGAGUGCCAGGCCGAUCGAGACGAAGCUGAAGCUGAACGCCAAGCUGCUCUUGCAGAGGCUCGGGCCCAGAAGGCGGCUUCCGAAGGUGAUACUACUGCUGGGGGUUCUUCGAAGGAUGCUCCUCUGGGGGAUGCUCCUGAGACUCCCAAGAGCUAGGGAUUCGGGCAGUCGUCUUCUUCAGAGUCGGUCGGUUCCAGUUGAGGACUUCCGAACAUGUGCUUGCCUUUCCCCCCUUUUGCCUCGGCGCUGCGUUGUACUUAUUUCUUUUUUGUUUUCUUUAGUACUUCGGUAGGCCGGUAUUGUCUGUUGAUGGCUGCCGAUUUUAACUUGUUUCAUUUUGUUUUCAAUUUUUGAGGUUUUUCGAUGUAUUUGUACUUCCCCCAAAUAUUGAAUAAAAAAUGAAUGUUUGUUACUUGGCUGCUUCUUUUCAACUUGUUCUUUCGCAAUUUUUAGGUCUUUAAAUCCGUAGAUUUCUCGAGCUCCUCUUUCUGUAGACUUGCUAAAAACCUUUUGACCUUGCGAG
Messenger RNA from Spinacia oleracea (spinach), 2224 nucleotides. RefSeq lists its product as uncharacterized. The record is from RefSeq and is a predicted model, not a curated record. Bases 1 to 1857 code for a protein of 618 amino acids. Lineage: Eukaryota; Viridiplantae; Streptophyta; Magnoliopsida; Caryophyllales; Amaranthaceae. The transcript is spliced from 6 exons.